AUCCCAUCUACCACUACCUCGCCGACGCCUGCAACAAUUCCUCCGCCGGCCGUCAGCCGCCUUGAAUCCAUCCAUAUUGCGCUCAAUCCAUCUCUCCCAACCAGCGCCGCCCUUCAAACCUCCGCUCGGCCGCCAAACUUCCACAGCACAUCGCAAUGGCGCAUCGCAUAAUAACCCAAGUCGUCCUCACCGGCUCGCGCAUCCUCGGCCGUGCCUUCGCCGAAUCGUAUCGACAAGCCGCCGCUUCCCAAAAAUACGCCGCCGCCGCCUCGAAAAACCCAAACACUACAACCUUCUCCGCCUCCGGCCUGACACUCGACGAAGCGUGCAAGAUCCUGAAUGUGCCGCCACCAAAGGGCGGAGAGACGAACCUCACGGCUGUGCAAGAGCGAUUCAAGAAGCUGUUUGAUCUGAAUGACCCGAAGAAGGGAGGGAGUUUUUAUCUGCAAAGUAAGAUUCUGCGCGCGCGGGAGCGGAUAGAGAUGGAAGUGCGGACGGCGGAGGAAGUGGCGGCGAGAGAGGCAGAGUUGAAGGAGGGGUGGAAGCCGAAGGUGUUCAAGGACCGGUAGUGGUAGGUUGGAUGGGGCGGUGGUUUGACGAUAUUCUCCUCUCUGGGUGCCUCCGGUCAAGGGGUCCGCGACACAUGUGGGCGUGUUGGUUGGGUUUGGGGUUGGGGUGGCCGGGAGAACCUGAGCAUUUGGAGACACACCUUCGAUUGUUUCGUCAUAUAAGGCGGGACGAUAUUGGACAGCAUUAGCAUGGCGUUUGGGGCAUUGUAGAUCAUCUCUGUAAAAUAGCACCCUACGACGGUUGUAAAUACAUUGCACGUAAAGAGCUUAGGAUAUUGAAAUGUGUGAAGUUGAUAUGGCCC
This is a messenger RNA of Mytilinidion resinicola, 871 nucleotides long. RefSeq names its product protein transporter. The coding region runs from base 156 to 569 and encodes 137 amino acids. Gene Ontology annotation, biological process: protein import into mitochondrial matrix. NCBI's taxonomy places the organism in Eukaryota, Fungi, Ascomycota, Dothideomycetes, Mytilinidiales, Mytilinidiaceae. The record is from RefSeq and is a predicted model, not a curated record. Gene Ontology annotation, cellular component: TIM23 mitochondrial import inner membrane translocase complex. The transcript has 2 exons.